Molecule: messenger RNA, 685 nt
Organism: Astrephomene gubernaculifera
Lineage: Eukaryota; Viridiplantae; Chlorophyta; Chlorophyceae; Chlamydomonadales; Astrephomenaceae
Source: the annotation of a GenBank genome assembly
CUACUGGGGGAGCUGCCUAGCGCCGUGGCGUUGCUUCGGGAGGCUGGCCACCCCUCCCUCUCCAAACCGGCAAUGUCAACAGCCGAGGAGAAGUCACCCGCAAUUCAGCCCGCCCAGACAGCCGCCGCUAACGGCACAACCGCCGUCGCUAACGGUACGAGCGCCGCCGCUAUCGGCACAAGCGCAGCCGCCAACGGUACAAACACAGCCGCUAAAGGCGCCAACGGAUCAGCGGCAGCGGCGGCGGCUCCUCCACCUGCGGCCACCGCCGCCACUGCCGCUGCGCAAGCAGCGGCACCCCGUCCGUCCCCCGCUGCCGCCGCCGCCUCCGUCAUCACUCCGCAGACCGUCGCCGUCGUCAGCACUCUGCUCCCUGCCGUACUUCCAAACGUACAGACGCCGUACGGCAUGUCCCUCCGCGCCGCCAAGGUUGUAGCUGAGGCGGUGCUGCCGCCGCUGCACAAGCUGACGUCGUUCAUGUUGCCUCAUUUGGCAACGACAGCGCUGGCGUUGCAUCCCGGCAUGGACCCGGCGCUUGCAAACGAGAUGCAGGCGGUUGUCUCGCAGCUGUACCUGCUGUUGGGGGACGCGGAGGAGUUUGCGGCGGCUUGCGCUGGCGCGACUGCGGCCGCUGUCAGUGGUAGGAACGGCAGCAGCAGCGGCGGCGGCGCGUCGACCGUUAGCG